AUGGUACUUUUAGCAGGUGUUGCGGCUCUUCUCUUUGCUGCACCGUCAAUUGCAACGGGAGCAGCCAAGAGCCUCUUUGGUGGUGAGAAAGUGGCCUGCUCAAAGUUGAAGGCCAAAUACCCUGAAAGCACCUUUCUACCUGGAACUUCGGGCUACUCCUAUGAGACGCAAGAGCCCUAUUGGUCAGCCACAGUCUACAGCAGUCCUGCGUGCGUCUUCGUUCCUCAAAAUGCACAACAAGUUUCGUACGCGGUCACUACGAUGACACUCACUCUCUCAAAAUUCGCUAUGCGAGGAGGAGGACAUAUGCCAAUACCUGGCUACAACGGAAUCGACAGCUCCGGUGUGUUGCUGUCUUCGUCCAACUUGACGACCUUGUCUCUUUCGACAGACAAGUCAAUCGUCUCCGUUGGUCCCGGGAAUAGGUGGAGGGACGUCUACGCUUAUCUCAAACCGUCCGGACUCGCGGCUGUUGGAGGUCGUGUGGGCCACGUGGGUGUUCCUGGUCUGCUACUCGGCGGGGGAAUUUCGUUUUAUUCUUCGGAGUAUGGAUUUGCUUCGGACAACGUUCAGAAGUACCAAUGCGUGUUGUCCAGCGGACUUAUCGUUGAAGCAACAGCGACGAACAAGUACUCUGAUCUUUUCUGGGCCUUGAGGGGUGGCGGAAACUCCUUCUGCAUCGUUACACGAUUCGACCUACGACCAGUAGAGGGUAGCGAUGUUCACGCUGGCAUCGGACAAUUUGACCAGUCGCAAUCGAAAGGCUACCUGGAUGGUGUUUAUAACUUCGGGAAAUACGGCGGCAUCGAUCCCAAAGCUGCCAUUAUUCCUACGAUCCUUACCUUCCCUGCGGCAAACAUGACGGUUUAUGCGGCUGCUAAGUUCUACCACUCCACUACUGACAACCCAGAAGUGUUUGAGAACUUCACUGCGCCGAAGCUCACCCCUGUCGCCGAUUCGUACGCACUGCAACCACUUUCGGACUACAUCUCAGCUACAGACGCUCUUCAACCAUUAGGGCUACGCCAGGAGUUCCGCACUCUUUCGUCUGUCGUCGAUCGAGACGCUGUUCAGCUCAUUCACGACACCUUCAUCUCGGGCGUCAAUGCCAAGCUGCCCAGUGUUGCCAACCUACAGGCUUCAAUAACCUUCCAGCCUGUUACCAAGGCAUUUCUGUCGCACAGUGCUAAGACUGGUGGUAACCCUCAGGGUGUGGAUGUCUCCAAGGCACCUUUCUUCUGGAUGGUGGAGAACUUCACUUGGACGUCAGCAAGCGAUGAUGUCAAGGUACGCGCUGCUGCUGAUGAGAUCACAGCAAGCAUUAACGGCUUGCUCAAGGCAAAAUCAUGGAGCGCUGAUUACCUGUACAUGAAUGAUGCUGGAAAAGGGCAGCCCAUUUUCCAAAGCUAUCCGGCUGCCAACUUGAGAAGGCUAAAGACUAUUCGUACAAAGUACGAUCCUCUUCGGGUAUAUACCAACCUGAUGCCUGGUGGCUGGAAAGUCGCCGAUGCAUGA
Molecule: messenger RNA, 1515 nt
Organism: Alternaria postmessia
Lineage: Eukaryota; Fungi; Ascomycota; Dothideomycetes; Pleosporales; Pleosporaceae
Exons: 3
Coding region: 1-1515 (504 amino acids)
Molecular function (GO): FAD binding
Source: RefSeq, a predicted model, not a curated record